AUGAACGUUGACGUUGAGGAGUUGCUUGAGUCCAGUAUUAUAUCCGCCAACGAUGGUAGCAGUAGAAAACGCAAAGGAUAUACAAUAGAAGACCCCCUUGAAAAAUCACCUGUUGCAGAAAAAUUGGUAUUUAAGCAAAAGAAAUGUUCAGUUCAUACAGUUGCAGGAAGUGCUAUGAAAGAUAGUAAAGGUCAUUUUUCUGACAAUUCAACUGUAGCUGGAGAUAAACUUUCGGUUCUGGUUAUGAAACUUGACCCGGAAAACAAAAUUGUUCCUUUGAAGGUAAAUGGUGAAAUCGCAUCAAAGGAGAUCAAGCGGAAUUCAAGUCCAUUUAAUUCUCAUAACGAUUCAACAUCUAACGAAACAGAAAAAAGUGCAGAAUUACUGGUAGACAAAUCACCCCCUUAUUACACGCCACGAAGGAAAGGUAGGAAGAAUAAAGCGCCCUUCAGUCCGUUGCCUUGCACAGCACUACCGUGCGAUUCCGAUUUAGUAAAGUUGCCAGAAACAGAUACAGAUAAAAAUAUUCCAAAUGUUCACUCAGAUAGCAAUAGAUUAGAACCGGUUGAAUUACAGCCGCCUACGGUCUUACUUUCGCAGAGGUCAAUCGAAGAGAAGUUGAAAUCGCCGGAUCGUACGAAAUUUUUGUUAAAGCAACUGGAGAGUACACUCAGUCCAAAAUUUACAGAGCCGAGUAAAGAAAACAGUCGUCUGGUAAGUCGCUAUGGGCGUAUCCAAAAACAAAAAGAAAAUGCCGAUUACAUUCCGUUGGAUGUGGCAAGGUUUAUAACUAAAUCAUCACCUAAGGCUAUUAAACCAACAAAAAUAUUGAGUCCUGCUUCUUUUGAAGAGCAAAUUGCUGUCAUCGACUCCAUUGCCGAGACUGAGCAGUUUCCUGCUCCAAUCAAAACGCUAUUUGGCGAUGUUUCCGUUGAAGAACCUGUGAUGUGCUCAGAUCUUAUUGAAGAGCAUUCUUCAGCAUCUCCGUCAACUGAAACACAACAACCAGCUUUGCUAAGCGUUGCCGAUGAACCAACUUCAACGGAAGAUAUUGGAGCUUCUGUUGACAUACUUCAAAGUAUAGCUGAAAAAAAUCCUAAUACAUCCACCAGUUCCGAAAUUUUGGGAAUAGAUCAAAUCAAAAUUAUUGGCUUAGAAGCCAGUUUUGAUACAAACAGCGUCGGUAUAGCCGAACCGCCUACGUUAGAAUCUACGUUAACGCACGAUCUACCACCUAUACCUUUAGAGAAGUCACCGGAUGCAGAUAGUGCAAAAGGAUCAUCCAUUGACCAGUCGUUGAAUGAAGAGUAUAAAUUGGGACAACUCUAUUGGGGCGCCUUGAGUGGUAAAUCCAUGCAUUGGCCAUGCAUGAUAUGGAAUGAUCCAAAAACGAACAAAAUUGUCCAGCUGAAGAAUAAAAAAUACUUGAUUCACGUUGCAUUUUUCGCAGACAACGGACGUCAUAGUUGGAUAGCAAAACCGAUGCUCAUGCCAUUUGAAGGUUUGGACCAGCUAAAAACUACAGCUGAAAAUGAGCCACAUUUGAAAAAAAAGUUGAAAGAUGCUAUUCGAAAUCGCCCGAUAUGGACGGAAGCGGUAAGACAAGCGGAAGACAUGUUGCAAUAUCCACUAGAAUUUAGGGAACCGCGUUUUCGUGCGCUAAUAGAACUGGAAAAAUCCCAACCCAUCCGCAAACGAUCCAAAAGUCUCUCCGCUGGGUACCACAGCAAUAGUUUGGGUGAUUCAUUUGGUUCUAGUAGAAAACGACGACGUCGAUCGCCCACUCCGGAAAGUCCCGCUUUCGAACCAAUAGUUACCAAACGUAUAAAACUAGAGCAGGAUGAUUCGGAUUUGUUACGAAAUACUAUAUCUCGCUAUUUCCAGUCAAUGACUGACGGGAGCGAUAUACUAGAAACGGCAAGUGGUACCAGCAGCGAGUGUGAUGAUAUAUCUGAAAUGGCAGGAUUUGAUCGAACAGCCUAUAAUCAUUUACUGAACAUGAGUAGAAUGUACGUUUUUGAGGGUCAAACCGAGACCGAUAUCGACAAAAAGCUUCAGAAAUAUGUGCAAAAAAUAUGCUCUUUGAGGAUGCAACACACUGCCUCAGCCUUGGGUAAAGGUACAAACAAUGGAAGAACCUCCAACCGGCUACGUUCGCAGGCGCUGCGGAACUCUUUUUUGAAGUUUGAGGAAGAACUUGGUAUGGGACCGAUUAAAAAGGAACCCAGUUUGCCCGGAGUAUCGUCUGGUCCUAGCACUGCUAAGCUCAAGAAAGAACCGCUGACGCUGGAGCAAGCCUUCAUUUUUAAGUUGGAGAAAAAUUAUCUGCUCAAAGGUAUUUCGAAAGGGUUCGUUUGUGCCAUUUGUUGCAAACCAAAUGAUGUUAGCAAAUGCUCGAAGUGUCACAAUCACUACCAUCCGGGCUGUCUCACCGAUCAAGCGCAGGCGAUCGUCGAGUUCGCCCAAGCCAUCGAAAGUAAAACUUUUGUGUGUUCGGAUUGCCGAGAGCGGAAACCUCAUGUCUGCUUCGUUUGCCACGAUAAGGAUGAAUCCCUUAGCGAUGAGCGGAAACACCGCUGUACGCUGUCCGGCUGUGGCAAGUAUUAUCACAUACCGUGCCUGCGUCUGUUUCCUCAACAUAAAUUAACCAUAACUGGAAACUCUAGCACGUUGUUCUGUUCGUAUCACACCUGUCACACAUGUGUCUCGGAUGACCCACGGUCGAAUGUAACUACCUCCAAAGCGCAAUUGAUUCGAUGCAUCAAGUGCCCUUCGUCGUAUCAUACGGACGCAAAAUGUAUUCCAGCAGGCUCGCAAAUUUUGUCUACCGCUGCCCUAAUAUGUCCUAAGCACAGUCUUGAGCAGUGUUCAUUAAAUGUCAACUGGUGCUUCCUAUGUUGUAAGGGCGGUAGUUUGAUCUGCUGUGAAACGUGUCCAACAGCUUUCCACUUGGACUGCCUAAAAUUUAUUCCGCCUGAGGGAAAGUACAUUUGUGAAGAGUGCGAGUCGGGUCGAAUGCCGUUGUACAAUGAAGUAGUGUGGGCAAAAUAUUCCAAUUUUCGCUUUUGGCCAGCUUUAACUGUACCUCCGCCAGCAGUACCAGAUUCAGUGCUCCGGUGGCAACACGAAGAGUCCGAUAUAUGCAUAUUGUUUUUUGGAUCUCGCGAUUAUGGUUGGAUCAAUCGGCGAAGGAUUUACCUCUACCAGGAAGGAGAUUCGGACAGUGUAUCAGUGGGGAAAAUUGCUGGUAUUAAAGCCCGGUAUAAUGAAGCUCUUCGGGAAGCCAGAUUAGUACACGAAAUGUUACAGGCAAAGAAAGCAAGUGAAAAUUCCGACUUGGUUCAGGACUCGUUUAGACCACCAAUGUACGUGAAAAUAAAAAGCAACAAAUAUAUUCCACCAUUGAAGCAACCAACUUACAGCAGAGAUGCAGCGGAAGACAAUGUGUGUGAAUGUUUACCAUCGGAUGCAUGUGGAUCAGAAACAAAUUGUAUCAAUCGUGCGUUGAUGAUUGAGUGCAAUCCGAAGUCUUGUCCCACCGGGGAACUUUGCCAAAACCAGUGUUUCGAGAAAAAGAAAUAUCCUUCGUUGGCAGUGAAACGAAUACCCUGCAAAGGCUGGGGUUUGUUCGCGAUGGAAGAUAUCCCGGCCGGCAAGUUCGUUAUUGAAUAUGUCGGUGAGGUCAUCAACAACGAUGAAUUAGCGCGGCGGGUGCAACAGAAAAAGGAACAGAAGGACGAGAACUGGUAUUUUUUAACAGUCGAUUCGGAACUGACCAUCGAUGCAGGUCCAAAGGGUAACUUAGCCAGGUUCAUCAACCAUUCAUGCGAACCUAACUGCGAGACGAUGCUGUGGAACGUCAACGGCGCACAAUCAGUGGGCCUAUUCGCAUUAACCGAUCUAAAGACGGGCGAAGAGCUUACUUUUAACUACAAUUUCGAAAGCACCGGUGAUGAGAAAAAGAUUUGUCACUGUGGUGCUUCAAAAUGUUCCGGUUUUAUCGGUAAAAAGUACCGACCUCCGGCCGUGGAGGAGGAAAUCGGCGGAAAUGAAAAACGUCGAGGCAAGCAGACAAAUACCAAAAAGCUUAAAACUAGACGCCGCAAGAGUGCUGCUCGUGGUGUAGGGCUGGCUAAAAGAAAAAUAACCGCACUCCAAGAAGAGCCAUUGGAACUAAUAAAUGACAAAGAGGAGCAACCAAUCGAAUCAGUACACAUCAAGCAGGAACUGCUGAAUGGAGAAGAGAAAACCGAUGAGGACAUAGUACAGGCGAUUCAAUCGUAG
Messenger RNA from Sabethes cyaneus, 4284 nucleotides. It is a transcript of the gene NSD, whose product is annotated as nuclear receptor binding SET domain protein. The record is from RefSeq and is a predicted model, not a curated record. Gene Ontology annotation, cellular component: chromatin; nucleus. NCBI's taxonomy places the organism in Eukaryota, Metazoa, Arthropoda, Insecta, Diptera, Culicidae. The coding region runs from base 1 to 4284 and encodes 1427 amino acids. Gene Ontology annotation, biological process: regulation of DNA-templated transcription. The transcript is spliced from 5 exons. Gene Ontology annotation, molecular function: histone H3K36 methyltransferase activity; protein binding.